Molecule: messenger RNA, 3015 nt
Organism: Pestalotiopsis fici W106-1
Lineage: Eukaryota; Fungi; Ascomycota; Sordariomycetes; Amphisphaeriales; Sporocadaceae
Product: Vacuolar protein-sorting protein BRO1
Exons: 3
Coding region: 1-3015 (1004 amino acids)
Biological process (GO): protein transport to vacuole involved in ubiquitin-dependent protein catabolic process via the multivesicular body sorting pathway
Cellular component (GO): endosome
Molecular function (GO): protein binding
Source: RefSeq, a predicted model, not a curated record
AUGACACAAACGCCAAUGAUUUCGGUGCCGCUCAAGGCCACGAACGAGAUUGACUGGAUCGCGCCUCUCAAAUCCUAUAUCAGAGACACGUAUGGAGACGACCCGGAACGAUAUGCAGAAGAAUGCGCGACGCUCAACCGCUUGCGCCAGGACAUGAGAGGUGCCGGCAAAGACAGCACUGCAGGAAGGGACUUGCUGUAUCGAUACUAUGGACAGCUCGAAUUGCUGGACCUGCGCUUCCCCGUUGACGAGCAACAUAUCAAGAUAUCUUUUACAUGGUUCGAUGCUUUUACGCACAAAUCCACCGCGCAAUACUCGCUUGCCUUUGAAAAGGCCUCGGUGAUAUUCAAUAUUUCUGCUGUCCUAUCUUGUCAUGCUGCAAACCAGACAAGGUCAGAAGAGUCGGGCCUCAAAGCUGCCUAUCAUUCCUUUCAAGCCUCUGCUGGCAUGUUCACCUACAUCAACGAAAACUUCCUGCAUGCGCCAUCGUCGGAUUUGAGCCGCGAGACUGUCAAGACCUUGAUAGCUAUCACACUCGCCCAGGCGCAAGAGGUUUUCUUGGAAAAACAAGUGGCAGACCAGAAAAAGGUCGGUAUGCUGGCCAAGCUGUCCAGCCAGGCAGCAUAUCUCUACUCGCAAGCCGUCGAGGGCACACAAGAGAACGUCAACAAGGCCAUCUUUGAAAAGGUCUGGCUUCUGUUUGUUCAAAUCAAAUAUAAUUUGCUGUCAUCACUUUCACAGUACUAUCAGGCCAUUGCCGAUACGGACGCAAACUCGCACGGAGUAGCUGUCGCAAGACUCAAGGCAGCGGAAGGACAAGCAAAAGAGGCGAAUCGCGUGGCUUCCAGCUUUCCUAGCACCAUGCCUCCUAGUUCGAACUUGAGUGCAGAAACUGGAGCCCUUUUAGCUGAUAUCACGAAACGAAACCUCACCACAAUUCAAGAAAAGCUCCAAGAGCUCAACAAGGACAACGACUACAUCUACCAUCAGCCAGUACCAGCUGAAGCCAGUCUCGCACCGGUGCCCAAGUUGCCGGCAUCGAAACCGAUACCUGUCAGCGAAUUGUAUGCCGGACAAGAUAUCCAACGCAUCACUGGGCCCGAUCUUUUUGCCAAGAUUGUGCCUCUAGCAGUUACUGAAUCCGCGAGUCUAUAUGAUGAGGAAAAGGCCAAACUAAUACGAGCAGAGUCGGAAAGAGUCGACCUGGCUAACAGCGAGAUGGCUGCUAGUCUCGACUACCUACGUCUUCCUGGUGCGUUGCAGGUACUAAAGGGUGGCUUCGACCAAGAUAUUCUUCCCGAUGAGGAUUUCCGGACGUGGUGUGAUGAUGUCGCAGGGCACGAGAAUCCGAUUUCCAUAUUUGACACGUUGCGGAUAGACAAGGAUUCAAUCAUCAACAUCUUGGACAGGAGCUCGAAACAACUUGACAUGGAGGAGAGCGUUUGCGAAAAGAUGAGGUCCAAGUAUGAGAGCGAGUGGACGCAACAACCGAGCUCAAGACUUACAACCACGCUGAGGGGAAACAUUCGCAAUUACCGCGAGGCUCUGGACGAAGCCUCCCGAAGUGAUGGGCAGCUGUAUGCCAAACUCAGACAAAACGAGAACGAUUUCGAGGAUAUGCGCGUAGCUGCACAGAGGGGGGAUGCGGAUGCCCUGUUCCAGCGUGCUGUCAGUCAGGUGCGGACCAAGUCGAGCAACGCGACGAGUCCAGCAGGUGGAGAAGCAUCCUUGCUAGAUGAUGAUUUUGGGGAUGAUAGCCCAAGCGUGAUGGAGCAGAUCAACCGAGUCGAAGAGAUCUUGAAGAAGCUCAAUCUGAUCAAGAGAGAGCGGAAUCAAGUGCUCAAAGAUCUCAAGGAUAAGGUGCACAAUGAUGACAUCUCACAAAUUCUCAUCUUGAAUAAGAAGUCUAUACCAAACUACGAACAGCAGCUCUUUCAGUCCGAAUUGGAGAAAUUCCGACCGCACCAAAAUCGUCUACUGCAGGCCAAUCAUAAGCAAGCAUCCUUGAUGAAGGAGCUCACUGCAACCUUCAACAACUUGCUGCAAGACAAGCGCGUGCGUGCUGAGCAGAGCAAAUACGAAUCUAUUCAGCGCCAAAGAUCGACGGUAGUGAAUAGGUACAAGAGAGCCUACCAAGAUUUCCUAGAUCUUGAGGCCGGCCUGCAGAGCGCCAAGAGAUGGUAUUCAGAAAUGAAGGAGACUGUGGACAGCCUCGAAAAGAAUGUGGAUACGUUUGUCAAUAACCGCCGUUCCGAGGGCGCCAAUCUCCUCAACCAGAUUGAGCAGGACAAGGCAGCGAACAAGAGUCAACAAGCGGAAAUAGAGCAACAGAGGCUGCGCGGUCUCAUGGAGAGGAUGUCAAUGGAUCCGGCGACUUCUCCGCCACCCAAGCCGGGAUCGACAAGACCGACGCCAGCUCCGUUGAACUUUUCCCAGGCGCAAAGCCCUUAUUCUCAGCAGAGUAGUACACCUCGUUACCCAACAACAUCCUUCAACGGCCAGUAUCAAACCACCUCGCCACCACCAAGUCAAUCGACGUAUACAACAUUUUCCAGUCCACCACCGAAUCCUUCCUUCACAUCUACACCACAGCCACAAGUUCAAGCAUAUGGACAACAAGCAGCCUACAACCCCAGCAAUUGGGGUCGCAAUCCAGGUCCAACAUCGCCACCGCCGAACCAGACAACAUUCGGAAUGAGCGCGAGAGGACCGGCAUCUCCGCCACCGACACAGACUAGUUUUGGUCAGAGCCAACCGUACAACACCUACGGCAACCCGCAAAUGCACCAACAACAACAUCAGCAGCAGCAGUCUCAAGGUCAAUAUGCGCCAAUCGGAUUCGUUCCGCCGCCGCCGCCACCUGGACCGCCGCCGUUGGGCCCGCAGCAGACGGUUCAUUAUCCAGGACAACAGGGACAGGCAGAUUAUUACGGACAGCAACAGAAUACAGCGCCCCGAAGCGCACAGCAGCAGCAACAAUCGGACCCAUGGGCAGGAUUAAGUCAGUGGAAAUAG